CGAGUUGGUAAUUAAAUCGAGGCAUUUUUAUUGUCGGUGGUUUUUGAUAAAAAUCCGAAUCGUUUCCCCUUGAAUUACAAUGCUACAAGGGACUUAUUUUAAUGUGUAGGGGAGAUUUUUUGACUCUAGUACCGUGUUUUAUCCAGUGAUCUCGAGGUACGAUGGAAAUAUGGCGCUUUUUCCGAAACACCUUACGCCACCUACUGUUGAUGUGUCAGGAAUUCCUGUAGUUACAAACGAUGUGAUUGGGCGGUUGGUUCAUUUCACGUGAAUGUAUAAAAUAAAUAUUUAAAGGAAAGGUGGGAUAAAUGAUUGCAUUAUUGAGUCCGUCAAUGGAAAUAAUAUUUAAAUAAUAUAUUUGUGAUAAUCGUGUGAUUUUAAUAAUUGGUUGAGGGUGAAUAACGAACAGAUGCUCGGCGGGGUUGACAUGGCGGCGUUUCGAUGAGCCAAUUGGAGGUCCGCUCUCUUAACAAGUCGGAUAUUGUAAUUUCCCCUUACAUUCGCGUCAGUGAAUUAUUUUGUGCUCCGUUUUGCCGUUAUUGAUAAUAAAUCGGGUUUUUAUUGUUGGACUAGGCUAAUUGUUAGCCGAGGUGGACUCGCGGGAGGCUCGAACGAUAUCGUUUUUUAACGUUUAUAAUGAGAUAUUGGUGUUUGAUCACGUGACUAUAGCCGAAAAAUGGCGCAAAGAUCAGAGUACAAACAUGGGAUCCAUUUCGUUGCAACGGUGUCAUUUGUAUUUGUUUACAAGCGCGCGUUUUCAUAAACCACGUGUUAAGUAGGUGACGUUAGUUAAUUGACUGACGGUAUCAAACAAACGAUGACGGGACGAGGCACGAAAAGGCGGGGGCGUCCCCCCAAGUCCGUCGUAAUGGAAAGGCCAAAAAAAUUCCAAUACCACCUUAUGAAGAAACCUAAAUACCUGCAAAAUAAAGGCUCUGAAACACCCAACUCUCAGCCUAGUACACCAACUGCGUCAAGAGCCUCUUCGCCUGUUGAGAGUGAGGAGAGCAGGCGAAGUACCCGUAGCAGAAAGUCUCGGAGUCUACGAGAGAAACAUGCCAGAAAAGGUGGUCACUCCGGUGCAAGUUCGUACCAGCGUCGUGGGUACAAUCCUAAUGUUGACUACCACGACUCUGAGUACCACUACGGUUCUGACUUUGGAGAUGAAUCCAGUGAAAAAAGUGAUGUCGACGAAGAACCCAUUCCUAGCGAUGUCGAAUCUUCUGAAAGUCUUGAAGAACCUGACCCAUCAAGCGAUAGUGACUUCUCUCUUUCCAGCUAUAGUACCGCUAGCGGAACACCCCGAAAAACUUUGCUUAGUCAGCAAUCGCAACGUGCCCCUAGCCCUGAACCUCUGUGGCUCCAAAAUCGCGAGCUACCACCUCUUAUUCUCCCUAAAUCCUCGGACGAUUUACUCGUGCCUCGAGAACUCGUUAUGCCAUCUCUUUCGAUAUAUGAGGUAUUGAGGCACUUCAGAACUCUGGUUCGUCUGUCUUCAUUUAGAUUUGAAGAUUUUUGUGCUGCACUUGUAUGCGAAGACCAAACAAAUCUGUUGGCUGAAAUUCACAUUAUGCUCGUAAAAGCCCUCCUCAGAGAAGAAGAUUCUCAACAGACUCAUUUUGGUCCUCUAGAUCAGAAGGAUUCUGUUAAUGUUAGCUUGUAUUUUGUUGACCAAAUGACUUGGCCAGAGGUUUUGCGAUCCUAUGUUGAAAGUGACAAGUGCUUCGAUGAAAAUAUUCUUAACACACUAUCUUCCUGUGAAUAUCCGUUUACUUCAGUUGAAAAUAGGAUCAAAGUACUACAGUUUUUAACCGAUCAAUUUCUCAUUAGUAAUCCUGUUCGAGAGGAUUUGUUGCAUGAAGGAACCGUACACUAUGACGAUCAUUGUCGUGUAUGUCACCGACUGGGUGAUCUAUUGUGCUGUGAAACGUGCCCAGCAGUCUUUCACUUGGAAUGCGUCGAGCCACCAUUGGUGGAUGUUCCUACAGAAGAUUGGCAAUGCAGCAUCUGCAAGGCCCACAAAAUUACCGGAGUAGUAGAUUGUAUACCAGAUGUUGAGAAAAAUGGUCUGUUAUGCAGACAAGAACAUUUAGGAUUUGAUCGACAUGGCCGGAAAUAUUGGUUUCUUGGUCGUAGAGUCUUUGUGGAGAGCGAAGAUGGCGAAGUUUGGUAUUACAGCACACCGUUACAGUUUGAAGAGCUUAUGUCUUGUCUCGACCAAAAUGAAAUGGAAGUGGCUUUAUAUCGUGAACUAUCUGACUAUAAAGAGGAGAUCAUUCGUCAAAUGGAGCUAACUGAGAAAAUAACCAACCAGUGUAAAGGGAAUAAAAAAUCCUACUUGGAGGUAGAAAAUGCUAAUAUACAGAAGAUACAAAAGGAGAAACAAGAGAAGGCCAACAGAGAAGAAGAAGAACGGAAAGAAAAAGAACGGCAAGACGCUGAGGAAAUGGUUCGCAGAAUGCAUGAGGGAACUGAUUCCUUAGAAGAACAAUUAGCAGCCAUCUCUGGUCAGACUGCGGAUCGAGGAGCAGCAUCAACCGGUGAAACUACAAGUGCAGGGGGUGGUGGUGAUGGAAUGGAUGUAAACCGACAAAACAUUCCUGAAAAUGCAACCAAUACUGUCGAAGUUGGUGGUGGUGAUACGGCAGAGUCUACAUCAACAACCGCGGUGACGACAAGCGAGUCCACGACUAAAAUUAGUAAGACAGGCUCAUCUCUGUCUACCUCGGAUGACGUUGAGGAAGAAGUCGUGGAGGGAGAAGAAGAUCCUUCAAAGCUUGGAAAAGAUGGCAAAAAACAUACAAUUGUAACAAGAUCAAAGACAGGAUCUUUACAACCGCGCACCUUUAAUAUGGAUGAUUUGAAGAGAAGGAGUACAACGACUCUCUCAAAAGAAGAACAGGAAAAACUAGACAAAACCUUGAAAGACGAAGGAGAUGGAACUCGAAUAACUCGGCAGAAAGCACAUCAGAUUGCAUCCGGGACUCAUUUGUUCAAAUUAGGAAUGGAUAAUGGAUUCAAAUCGUACGUUAAUCAGUACAGCACAAACCCCAUAGCGUUGAACAAACCUCAACGUAAUGAAGAACGUGACAAGAAGAGGCACCUCUCCCACAAAUUUUCUCUUACCCAGGCUUCAGAAUUCAAAUGGGUUGGGAGUUUGACGGGAACUCGUGCUCUCCUGGUCAGCACCUUACGACAAACUAUUCUACAACUAGAAGGGAGCAUCCAAGCUCCAUUCAUGCACACCAACUGGCCUUUGCUCCGAAAACCGUGGACAACUGCCGUCGGAGCCUGCGUUAAUCCAAGAGAUUUUGCCAGAGCUCUCAUCGUACUACAAGCCUGCAUAAAAUCUGUGGUAUUUGCAAGUGUAUGGCACGAUCAGUUAGGCCAUGUGAAACUACAGAGAGUGACUGCACUUGAGAGGGAAGAAAAAAAAAGGCAAGAUAAAAAAGAUAAGAAGGAAAAAGAAGAUGAAGAAGAACGAAAUCGGCUGACUUACAACUUUGUAAAGUAUACUUUGGGUCUGAAACAUCAAGUGUGGAAACAAAAAGGUGAGGAGUAUCGUGUCCAUGGUCAAUGGGGAUGGCUCUGGCUCUCUGGCGGACGCCGGUUCAGAUCUCCUAAUGGAAGUAAAGCAGGGUUACGCAUGGGACCUCAAAAGAUUAUGGUGCAAAUCAGGGAUCAGGGUGGGAUCAAAAUUUUAGCGCUUGAUCCGCCUACAUACGAAUUUCUGAUAAAAGAGUAUUGCGAACCAAAGGAAUCGAAACAAAUCAAGACCGAACUUGAAGAAACUUUGGAAGUGAAAAAGGAAAUCAAAGAAGAAGAACCAGCUUCAGUUGUCAAGCAGGAAGAUGAAUCUGCCGAAGCCAAAACCGAAGAGAAGAUAAACGUUAAAGAAGACACGGACACAAAAAGUGAACUAAAAUCGGAGCCGGAAAAUAAACCACAUAUACCUUUUCUAGCUGGGAUGAAAAUAGAAAAAGUAUUUUUGCCCAUAAAAAAAUUUGAAGAAAUCGAUGUUACUAAGGCAUUGACAACCCCUGGUCGUCUACAUUACCCAAAAAUCGCUAAGAAGACUAGAAUCGACGAUUUCUUAUCCAGGAGAACCCACCUCAAACUUUUGGAAGAGAGGAGAUUAUCCAAAACAGAGAAGUCAAAGGAACAAACAGGACAAGCUGCUGGUCUGAAGAAUAUUGAAGGGGAUGCUGAGGUAGAUAUAGAAAAUAACGAAGAGAGUGACACCGAUGCUGGUGAUGGAUCCUUGCAGAGUAUCCUGUCUGGAAAGACACCCACUAAAGGGGUUUCUGCGUCGGCAAGAGAUAUGUUGACAGUAAUUGGUAAACGAAUUCAACAAGUCAGAACACAGUAUGCAAAUAUAUUGCGACUCUCCAAAAAUGGCAGCUGUUAUUCCCGCUACUGUAACAUGACUGUACCUCCUGGAAAAGCAACCUCGGCAGCUCAAAGUCUCACCUCAACGUGUUACUCUCCGAUUUGUCUGCAAAAGGCUAGGAUAAAAAGGGAUCUUAUUACGCUUGUGAGGAAAGCAAAUACGCUGAGCAACAAUCAAUCGGUGCCGACUCUAGCCCCAAUCACUGCUGCAGCGGCUACUCAACAGACCAAGCCAAGUUUGAAACAAGAAGCACCCGAUGAAGCCAAAGAUGCUAUCAGAAGGGACUUGGAAUCGGCUGUUGCUAUGGCUACGCAUUGCGCUGAAGAAGUUCAAGCCACCAACGUAGUUGUUCAGAAAACCUCAGAUCCAGUGACCAAUGAAGAUGGACCUACUCAACCAUCAAAAAGAAUUAAACUAGAGGCACCAACUCCAGAAGAAAACAUAGACGUUGGGGACAAUACUGACGCGGCAGAUAAGAGCGCUGUAACAAUAAAAACAACCAGUAGCGUAGUGACAACUACGACGGUAACCACUUCACAGCAAACAAUUAAGACAGUUGAUGGUGUGGUACAAAGUUUGCAGGAAAUUUCAUCGUCUCAGAACUCUGUAUCCGUAACAUCGGAAACGAAAACUUGCAACGUUAAUAAAACAGGAUUGAAAACAGUAUUCGUGAAUCGACGCGGUAGAACGGUACAAAGAAGUUCAACUACAGCAAAAGAGUUGAACGCGGAUGGCACAGAAAGAAUAUAUUCUGCCACUUCGUCAGAGGGAAAAGUUUAUUUGAAAAAAGUUACUACCUCACUAGCGGAGAGACGGAAGAAACGUACUCCCGUUAAGUAUCCAUUGUGUUCAACCUUUUCUACACGAACCAAGCAUCGCAGCAUUCUAGUCCUGCCCCAACAUGAACUUCGUAAACUUGCCAGACUGGGGGGUCGCACUCCUGUUUAUGGUUUUCAUCACAUAGCUAAGGCUAAUAUGUCGGUAUGGCCAUACCCUUGCCCUAGACCACUCUUCAAAACCUGCUGGCUUUAUCGCACUGUUGGUCUUAAAUCUUUAGCAUCAGCUGCUUUACAGCUACGCAUUUUAUGGGCUUGUUUACGGUGGGAUGACAUGUCUGCUAAACCACUAUCAACAGAUGGCAAGCACCAAGUUACAACUGAUACAGAAAUUAUGUCUCUGGAGAUAUUAAAGCAUCGACAUGUUGGCCAAUUCAUGGAUAGAGCCCAAUAUUUGCGAAGAAAAGUUGUGAUACCUUUGGAGCUUCCCAAGCAAGUCAGAGAAGUCACAUCAAUACGCAGUGGCUUGAGAAAAAGAAAACGUCCUGAAUCACCCCAAAGUACGGAACCGCAAGUCAGCGAAGAAUGGGUGGAUGAAGACAAAUUGGAUCUAUGGGAAAUCAAGCAGUAUGGAGACAAGUUAGAGAAGGCUAAUGCCCAGAUUAUUACUAGGAGUAGAUCAGGAGUUCCGCAAUCUGUUGUUGUCGGAGGGAAUAGAAGUUCUAUCACAGGAAGUGUGGAUCAGCUUGUCAGUGGCAAGGCUACCCCUGAAGAAAUUAAGGAAAAAAUGGAGCAGCAAUUACGUUUGCAAAGGGCUGCUCAUCAGCAAAAACGAGCUCUGGAAACUCUCAAGAGUCCUGUGAAUGCGGGAACUGGUACCCAACUUGUUAAAGUUACAUCAAAUUCAAAUCCAGAUGGCACGCUCAAGAUUGUUUCAAAAGUGGCAAUAUCUGGUAGUCCCAAUACAAGUGGGAAGUCCCAGUUAACUUCUCUGCUGACUACGCCGAGUCAGAACAAAACGUUCCUUGGUACCAGGCGUAUCUAUAUGACAAAAUCAUCUGACGGAACAACACGAGUGGUGUCUGGACCUACAAGCAUUCUCCCUAAAAAUACUACGACCUCUCAAAUAACCCAUUCGCAGCCACAACAGCAACAGUCUCUCAUCAAAGUCACAAGUCAAACAGCUGGUCAAGUUAAUCAUACCACCCAAGGAGCAUCUAACACUCCAGUCCAGCACGUGCAACAGAGAGUUCAGAUUCUUAGAGGGCCAGAUGGGAAACUGCAGGUCCGCGGAUUAAUGCCUGGUCAACAGCUGGUACAAAUGCCGGAUGGCAAACUUCAUGUUCUAAAUACAGGUCAAGCUAUAGCUGCAACUCCUGCGCAAUCCCCGGCAACCACAACCUCUUCUACUACAACACCUCAGACUGGCGUAAAAACUGUAACUAAUAUCAGUCCUGCUAAAACACCUACACCAACAACUGUAUCGACCAAAAGCACUCCUUCUAAAACUCCGAGUAGCCAAACCCAACAACCAGCAACUCAAUCACAGGUUAUGACACCAAGUGGACAACUGAUCAACACUAAUCAGAUUGUAGUAAAUAAUGCAGCCCUUGCUCAGCAAUUAGCAUCAGGCAAAGCUCAGUUAGCAACCAUCGGAGGACAACAAGUUGUUAUCCGUAGUACGCCAACCGGUAAUCAGAUCGUUCAUUUAAAUUCAACUAGUGGCAGUGUUGUUGUAAAAAAUACCGCUUCAUCGACUAAAGUUUCGAAAGGUGUAGUACUGCAACAAAAUCAGCCAGCAACGCCGGCAACGCAGGCUGCAGAACCCAGUGGAACGAAUACUGCCACUAAUGCUCAAACUGUGACUUCCCCUACUACUCCAACUACUUCCAAUCCAACCCCAACGGCUCCAGCUCCUGGCAGUGUAGAAGCCUCGCUGUUAGCUGGCCAGCCACCUGGCACUGUCAUCAAAUGCGUUACAGCACAGGUUAUUCAAACAACACAGGGGCCGAGAAUCGUUCUCCAAGGACUGCAAGGUGCUGAUUUUACCCCACAGCAACUUGCAAUGGUUCAACAACAAGUUAAACAACAAUUGCUAAAAGCGCAAGCCACAACUGGAAAACAAGGUGUGCUAGGGCCUACAAAAAUAUACUUAGCCGUUCAACCAGCCCCAAGCACGCAGGCUGCUAUCGCAUCACGUACACCAGCCACUUCUGGCCAAACGCAACCUGCUCAGCAACCUUUGGCAUCACCUCCACAUGCUGCUGUUCCUUCAACAACUACACCUCAAACUGAAUCAGCUGCAACUCCAGCUCCAUCGCAAACUGGGGCACCUGGAUCUCCUGUAAAGCCUAAAGUUGUCGUACAGCAAGUGGGGCGCCCUACUACAGGAGGAGAUGCAGAACCACAGCGUGCAACAGUUGCCAAUGGACAGCAACCGUCGCAACCCUCACAAGAACCCAACCAGACUGCUGCUAAUAAGUUUGUGCUCACUCCGGAUUAUAUACAGCAAACUAUAAAAAAUGCACUAAAGCAGGAAAAUCUUAAUCCUGAAAUAGAAGAGAAACUGCUGCAGCUCCAACGCUAUCAGGAGAAGCAAAUGAAAGGCGGUGUUGAGACUGCCGUAACCUGCAAUCCAACCCCAGGCACCCCGACCAUCGCUACUCCAAGAGCUCCCUCACGCAAAAGGCCUGCACCCCCCAACAUUCCACCUGCCGCUUCACCGACUACACCACUUCCAUCAACGAAUGAGAAGGACAACGAAUGGAGUGAGACACCCAAGAAGAAACCAGCUCCACGACAAGAACCCAGAGAAAUAGCAAAAGCACCGAAAACUAAUGAAGUUGUAGAAAGUACUACUGAAAGCGCAACUCCAAAAAACCGCGUAGGAAAAAUCAGAGAUUCUCAAGAGCAGAGGAGAAAACAACAAGUCCAUUCUCGUAUGCAAGUGUUGCUAUUCAGGCACAAGGAGCUUCUAAAAAAAGACAUUUUGAAAAAGCGAGCCCUGCUGGAAAAAGAACUCCAGAUCGACAUUCAGAAGGAUCUCUCGGCUGAAUUAGCUACAAGAACAAAGGCAGAGAGGCAUAAACAAGACGAAGUUAAAGUGGGAAGUGCAAAGCGCAAAUCAAAUGCGCAGGCACCACAACACGUUGUGAGUCCACCAAAUCGUGGAGGCAGGCCGAAAAAACAUAGGUCCCAAGGGAAUAGUGCAACACCACCAAGUGCUUCGACUGCGGCUGCUGCUGGACGUAUAAAGAAAGAAAAGCUGUACUGUCUAUGCAGAACACCUUACGACGAAACUAAGUUUUAUGUGGGUUGUGAUCUCUGCAACAAUUGGUUCCAUGGAGACUGCGUGGGUAUUACGGAAGAAAUGAGCAAAUCCCUCUCUGAGUUUGUAUGUACUGAGUGCCGGCAUGCGAGAGACACACAGGAAUUGUAUUGUCUUUGCAAGCAGCCUUACGACGAAUCUCAGUUUUAUAUCUGCUGCGACAAAUGCCAGGACUGGUUCCAUGGUCGUUGUGUAGGAAUUCUGCAAUCCGAAGCUGAUAAUAUCGACGAAUACGUGUGCCCAAACUGCCAACGCAACUCGUCGGUUAACUUCGCAAACAUGAAAAAUCUUAAUGGCAAGGAUCUUGACCUUUUAAAGAAGCUGAUCAAACAAAUUCAGGCACACAAGAGUGCUUGGCCUUUCAUGGAGCCUGUAGACCCUAAUGAGGCGCCAGAUUACUACAAGGUCAUAAAAGAACCUAUGGAUUUGCAAACCAUAGAGUUGAGGAUAAACGACAGGUCGUACAAAAAACUCAGUGAGUUUAUAGGCGAUAUGACAAAAAUAUUCGACAACUGUCGGUACUAUAAUCCAAAGGAGUCGCCAUUCUUCAAAUGUGCUGAGUCAUUGGAAACGUACUUUGUGCACAAAAUUAAGAGUCUAAGGGAAAAAUUUUCUGAGGGUAAAUAAAAUUCAAUCAAAACUCAUGAGUGACAAGAACGAGAAAGUGGAAGUGUGAAAAAAAAAAUGGCAAAUAUUAUUACCAGUGCAGUGUAAUUCGAUUGACCUGUGCAAGUAAGAAAAAAAUAAUUGAAAAGAAAAAAAAAUACUAACAAUAAAAACAACAGAGUAACAUAAACUCAAAGUAAGCAUAAGUUACAUUUAGUACAUACAAAAUUCACUAUUUAUUAGAGCUAUGCGAAAAAUCACUUUCUUUGAACUAUAACCGUAUGUACGUCACGUAUCUCUAAAGUACUCGUGACAUUGGAUCAUGAUUGAAGAACUGAAAUUUUACUGUUUUUAUUACCUGAAAUUUUGAAAGUAACAGCCGUUACUGUAGUAUAAUUUUAAUAAGGGAUAUGUAAAUUCGGUGCUAAAAGAAUUUAGAAACUAUAUAAUCAUAUUAUUGGAAAUAAUUUCUAUCAUAAUGUCGAAUGAUUAAGAAACUUCUUACUGCAUUGGGUAAGAAAUUUUUUUUUUUUUGCUUCAUUUAUCCAUUCUUUUCUUUCCUCCUUGAUUUAUCAACGCAGGUGAUUGUUUCGCAGAGUUCUAUUAUAAUUUAUACAUAAAAAUACAUUUACAGUACAUUGAUUCAGUCAUGUAUCGUUUAAUGUGCACGUUAAACAAUAAUCACGAGUAUAAUUAAAAUGAUAUGAAAUAAAUAAAAUUAAACGAAAAAAAAAAAAUAAUAAUUAUAGUAUACCAAUCACUGCCGUAGAGCAGUUUGAUUGAAAAGCAGCGACUUUAUAGUAAUCAUAUUGUUAAAUGAAACGAUUUGUCAGACGCCGUUCCGUGAAUAGAAAAAAGAUAAGAACGUAAUAUCCCACAGGAAUAAUGCAGCAUGUGUGAAAAUAUAAAUACCUAUUUACCUAGUGUGAAUCCGCCCAACUAUACGUUUCAUUACGUCAGACAAAAUGUUGCAUGUAACAUGAUAGGUGUAAGACUAUUAGGACGCGCAUAAUGAAUUGUACAAAUUUGUUUAUCGUGCUCACAAGUAAUUAUUAUUACUUACGUUGUUUUAAUCACAUAAAUUUUCUAUAAAAAUAACAAUAAUAAUAAUAAUGAAUUGUUUAUAAACGAACAUAUGAUGUUAGGUCAUAAGGGUGAAAAGCAGAGAAUUUCAACUGCGCUUGUAAAUAAAAGUAGGCAGUGUCUAGAGAUACAAUUGAAGAACAUUGGUAAGAAAAUGAUAAUCAGUUGCGUAAAAACGAAAGAAAAGGAUAGAAAGAGAAAAUGAUGAAAAGUAAAGUGAUUAAAAUUAAACAUUUAAAAGGAAAAGUUAGUUUUCAAGUAAAUUGUUUAUGUUUUAGAUAUUAAAGUAUUAUUAAAGAAAGAAAAAACAAACAUCUGAUGCUAAUAAUUAACAUAUUAGUUGCGUUCAUUUGUACAAUCCUUAAGCUACUAUUGCGGAAAUAUCGCUUCAACAAAAAAUGUAACUACAAUUCACAGAUUAAAAAUCGCGUAGGCUAACAAUUUUUUGUUUCCAAACAUAGAAUAUGAUUUGCAGUUGCGUUCAUUUUUAGUAUAUCGGCAUCAAAUCCACGGCAAGGAGAUUUAUACAUUUUGUAUCUAUCUGCACUCUGUGAGAGUCCAAGUCUUGGUAUAGCAAGAAAUUCAAAUGAUCGCAAUUAUCGUUAAAGGAUCAAAUAUCAUCGCUCUUGAAUUGACUUCGUAGUUCGAUCGCAUCAAGUUUAUCAUAUCAAAAGAUUUUUUCUACCAUAUUUUAUCGUUUCACAAAUACCGAUCUGAAUACAUCCUGAUACCAUAGAUAUACUGAUACCUAAAACACAACACAUUUGUAGGGUAGCGUUGCUCCCUGUAAACUUACAAGACCUGGCACUGAUCUGUUUUUUUUCUUUUUUUUUUACCUAGGCUUUUCAAUUGUUAUAGUUAAAUUUGUCUUAAAAUAAGCUUAAUUAAUUUUCUUGUUUAUAUGCUAUGGCGAUGGUGACUGAUUAAAAUUCUGCAAAUAUAUCGUUCACAAUUUCUAUUGUAUUCUAUUGGGUAUAUCGUUCGAUGAUAUUCAUACCCGGUGUAUUGAACACUUAGCUUGUUAAAUCGAGUUAUAUCAAUUGUUGUAAGAAAUAUCAAAAAGUUUUAUUUUCAAAACUAUCAAAACUUAAGUAGUUGAAAUUACAGCGAUCUAUUGCUAAGAUUCGGAGUGUCAAUGAGCAUAUAGAUUAAGGUUUAUAUCGAGGAAAAAAAGUUAAGAAAAAACGCAAAACGACAAAUUUUCAAACUUCACUGGCAAGCACAUUCUGACAGCCCCUUUUGCUUUACCGGUUCUCUACUAUUAAUCAUGUAAGGUAUUUUAAUCCUUUCACGAAAAAGCAACAAAGUGUGAUUAUCUAAUUAUAUUCAUCUGAAACCUAAUACUAAAUAGUUUAUAAUAAAUAUAUUUGUACUAAUUUUAAUCAUAUACUUUGUUGUUUUUAUUGCACUACAAUAUAAAUUAGUAAAAAAUAUAUCUGACGUAUUACAAUUUUA
Molecule: messenger RNA, 11638 nt
Organism: Athalia rosae (coleseed sawfly)
Lineage: Eukaryota; Metazoa; Arthropoda; Insecta; Hymenoptera; Athaliidae
Gene: E(bx)
Product: nucleosome-remodeling factor subunit NURF301
Exons: 27
Coding region: 818-9121 (2767 amino acids)
Biological process (GO): regulation of transcription by RNA polymerase II
Cellular component (GO): NURF complex
Molecular function (GO): RNA polymerase II cis-regulatory region sequence-specific DNA binding
Source: RefSeq, a predicted model, not a curated record